GGUCCAGAGCGGUUCACUAUUUUCAGACCGCCCCAAAGCUCUUCCUACUAAUAAGAUUAUGAGUAGCAACCAACAUAACAUCAGCUCCGCCUUCUAUGGCCCCACCUGGCGGCUUUUACGGCGGAAUCUGACGUCAGAAAUCCUCCAUCCUUCACGUAUAAAGUCGUAUUCUCACGCGCGUAAAUGGGUUUUGGAAAUCCUUUUUGAUGGUUUACAGUCAAAGGCUGAAACUGGAGAAGCAGUUCAGGUUUUGGCUCAAUUUAAGUAUGCUAUGUUUUGUUUAUUGGUUUUGAUGUGUUUUGGUGACAAGCUUAGUCAAGAUCAAAUCAAAGAGAUUGAGGCGGUUCUGCGAAGAGGGCUAUUAGGUUUUGGAAGAUUCAAUAUACUUAACUUUUGGCCUAGAGUGACCAAGGUUUUGCUUCGUAAGGAGUGGGAGCAGCUUUAUCAGCUACGUAAAGAUCAAGAAGAUUUGCUGAUUCCUUUGAUAAGAGCAAGAAAGAAGGCUAAAGAGGAGAACUUGAGUAAGAAGGCAAGUGAUGAUUAUGUUUUAGCAUAUGUUGAUACUUUGUUGGAUUUGGACUUACCGGAGGAGAAAAGGAAGCUUGAGGAAGGAGAAAUUGUUAGUUUGACCUCUGAGUUUCUUAAUGGUGGCACUGACACGACCUCCACUGCUUUGCAGUGGAUCAUGGCAAAUUUGGUGAAGUACCCUUAUGUUCAAGAUAAAUUAUUGCUUGAAAUCAAAGGGGUUGUGGGAGAUGGGGCGGAAGAAAUCAAAGAAGAUGAUUUGCAAAAGAUGCCUUAUUUGAAAGCAGUGGUUUUAGAAGGGCUGAGAAGGCACCCACCGGGCCACUUUGUGUUGCCUCAUUGUGCGACAGAAGACACAGUCCUGGGAGGAUUUUUCGUCCCAAAGAAUGGAACUGUCAAUUUCAUGGUGGCCGAUAUGGGGUGGGAUCCAGAGGUGUGGGAGGAUCCAAUGGCAUUUAAGCCUGAGAGGUUCAUGAGAAGUGAUGAUGGUAGCGGGGAAGUGUUUGAUAUAACGGGAAGUAGGGAGAUUAAGAUGAUGCCUUUUGGAGUUGGGAGAAGAAUUUGUCCUGGAAUUGGCUUAGCCAUGCUUCAUUUGGAGUAUUUUGUGGCAAAUUUGAUUUGGAAAUUCGAAUGGNAGGCCAUGGAUGGAGAUGAGAUUAGCCUGGAGGAGAAGCAGGAGUUCACAAUAGUGAUGAAGACUCCAUUGCGGGCCCAUAUUUCAUCAAGGGAGAGAUAAGGUCUUGAUUUUCUACCCAGAAAUUAAAUGCUAUUUUAGGUACGGGUUCAGAUGUCACUUUAGCUUUAAUUAAUGUACUGUCCUCGCUUGUAUGCUCUAUAUGACUUUGUAAAACUCUCUGUCUUUAAGAUAGAUACUAUAUGACUUUAUUAUGAAUUUAUCCAAUCAGAAAUAAUUGUGAGUGGG
Theobroma umbraticum is the source of this 1447-nucleotide messenger RNA. The record is from RefSeq and is a predicted model, not a curated record. NCBI's taxonomy places the organism in Eukaryota, Viridiplantae, Streptophyta, Magnoliopsida, Malvales, Malvaceae.